Messenger RNA from Dermatophagoides farinae (American house dust mite), 1395 nucleotides. The record is from RefSeq and is a predicted model, not a curated record. NCBI's taxonomy places the organism in Eukaryota, Metazoa, Arthropoda, Arachnida, Sarcoptiformes, Pyroglyphidae.
AUGAAAUCAUCAUUAAUUGUAAUUCGUUUACCAUGUUGGGGUUAUGAAAUUGAUUCGGCCAACGUGAAUGAUUGUCUUCUAUACAAACCUAUCUGUAACGGUUCAAGUCAAUCAUGGGCAACCGAUUCCGAUGAACAAAUGGACAUAUUUUUCAACACAGCCGAUUUCGGCUAUAUUCGACAACAACGAAAUGAACUUCAAUAUUAUUGUCUUCCAAAUUCACAUAAACAAGCCGCUUCACUUGAAUGUACUAAAUAUACACGAUUUUGUCGUGCUAAAAACAUUUUUAUGAAUUUUCGAAAUUUACUUCAUCUACAAGAACCGAUCCGAUACAGGGAAGAUAUACUUGAUUAUGGAGAUAUUGGUGGCCAUGAAUGUAAUUAUUUUCGCAAUAGUCUUCUUAAUGAAAAUGGUCAUAAAAGCCCAUUGAUGUCUUGGUUUGCUGAAAUUUCUCAAUUCCGUAAUGUAUCUCAACAACAUUCGGUCAAAUGUGAUGUCAACUUUGAUAAACCAACUUACAUCAUGAAAUUGGAUGCGACAAUCAACAUGUAUCAUCAUUUCUGUGAUUUUAUUAAUCUUUAUCUUAGUUUCCAUUUGAAUGGUUCAUUCAGUCGUGAUAAUCAAAUCUUAAUCUGGGAUUCCUAUCCAUAUCGAUCAAAUUUUGGUGUUGUUUGGCAGGCAUUCACCCGAAAUGAACUAAUGAAUCUAUCCAUGUUGAAAGGCAAAAAUGUCUGCUUUAAUGAUGUUAUUUUUCCAUUAUUACCACGAAUGAUUUAUGGUUUAUAUUAUAAUAUGCCAUUGAUUCCAGGCUGUAGUAAUAGUGGAAUUUUUCGUGCUUUCAAUCGCCACUUAUUAUUUCAUCUUAAUCUUAAAGAUUCUGAAAGUAUUAUUACUGAUAAUAAUCUAGAUAAUGUGAUAAAUAUAACAUUCAUCAAACGAAAUACUCGAUAUCGACAAAUACUGAAUCAACAACAGCUAAUCGAUUCUUUAAAAUCAUAUCUGAAAGCACAAAAUCAAACGAUCAAAGUAAACAUUCGAAUGGUUGAUUUUAAUCAUCGAAUGCCAUUCAUUGAACAGGUUCGUUUGUCAUCCCAAACCGACAUAUUGAUCGGUAUACAUGGCGCCGGAUUAACGCAUACAUUAUUUCAACCGGAUUACGGAAUUCUUUUUGAAUUAUACAAUUGUGAGGAUCAUGAUUGCUACAGAGAUUUAGCUCGUUUACGUGGCAUACAUUACCUGACAUGGCAAAAUCAAACAAAAUUCAAAAUCAUCACCGAUGAUUCGCAAAAAGCUGAUCAACAAGCAAUUGGAGCAGCACAUGCCAAAUUUGUUAACUAUCAAUUUGACCAGGAUGAAUUUGUCCGAAUAACCUGGCAAGCCAUCGUUGAAUUAUAA